Molecule: messenger RNA, 7352 nt
Organism: Penaeus vannamei (Pacific white shrimp)
Lineage: Eukaryota; Metazoa; Arthropoda; Malacostraca; Decapoda; Penaeidae
Source: RefSeq, a predicted model, not a curated record
GUGUGCGGAGACAUUGCAAAAUCGCUGCACUUCGGCGGCCUCUCAUGUGACUCGUGCAAGGCGUUCUUCCGACGCUCUGUCCAGAAUGACGCCUACAAGCACUUCCGCUGUGGGGGGGACCAGAAGUGCGCCAUCUCCAUUGCUUCAAGGAAGUUUUGUAAAUAUUGCAGGUUUGCAAAGUGUGAGAGCAUCGGUAUGACAAAGUCAUGGGUAAUGAGCGAAGACGAGAGACUACAGCUGAUGAAGACACGCCUCACCAAACGGAUGAUGUACCAGCAGGGUGGCUCAACUGGUGGCUCAGGUGGUGGGGGCAGUGUAGGUGGUGCUGGGGGUGGUGGAAGGGCAUGCAGUACAGCAUCCAGUGGUGUCAUGAAGGAUGCCUCCUCGCCCUACCACACCAAUUCCUCCUCCAAAACACAGGUGUCACGCUACCAACACAACACGAAUCCCUCACCCACUUACCACCCGCCCACACGCCAGGUGGACCUUGGCUCCUCUGGGUCCUCUCCAAACAGCUCUCCGCCCACACCCGUCUCAGGACCCCUCACACCCAUACAGUACGGGCCAAUCCCACCCAAGGUGAUGCAGCAAGGUGGCACCAAGGAAGAGAGUCCUGACAGGGUCAUUGGCAGAGGCAUCAAGAGGGAAAGUGAUGAUGAGGAAAUGAGGGUGGAGCGAGUGUUCAACCCAGCAUCGCAGUACCUGAAUGAGAGUGAGGUCGAUAUGCUAACCCGUGUGAUCAGCAACAUCAAGCUGGUUGACCAGCAGCUGCCCUACACCAAAAACGCCCCAGCUGACGUUAUGUCCAUCUACAAGCGCUUUGCUGAGAGAUUGACACGGUUCCUCAGGCAGUUCCCAGAGUUCAACAACCUCACACCCAUGGUCCAGGGAAUGGCCAUCAAGAAAAAUAUCACGGUCAUUGCAUUAGUGUUUGCCUCCAGCUUCAUCAACGAGGAGACUGGCAGCUACAACAAUAUCCACUCUCCAGCUCAGCCAAUGGUUACUAACAUGAACAUGAUUCAGAAAGCAAUGUCCCCUGAAGUUUUCAGCAAGUUCAGAGAGAUCCUAGGCUCCCUCCGACAGUACAAUGUGGAUUCCCGCAUGGCUUAUCUCCUGGUCCUUAUCAUUGUGUUUAACUGUGAUGGCCAGGAUUCCACAAGAGAGAAUUUUCAGCGGAUUCUGCAGCAGUAUAUUUUGUGGAAGUUUGGGGAAGUAUCAGGGAAGCCUUUGUUUGAGGGGUUGAUGCGAACCUUACAGGCUGUCAGACGCCACUCGGAGCUGUUUGAGAACAUGUCUGUCCAGCGCCGGAAUCUGAUGUGUGCAAACAUGCAGAACAAUAUAAGGCCACAAAUCACUGCUGGGCAUAUCAGUCAGUGCCGCCAGGACCUCAACCUCACUGAUUUGGAUGUGAAGCAUAAAGUUGACUCACUGACAGGAGAGCAGAUAAGACAGAUGUUAAAUGGAAUGGACAUUGAGCAGAUGAAACAGAUGCUGCAAGGCAAUGGAUUGGAACAGAUGAAGCAGAUGUUGCAGAACAUGGAGGCUGAUCCUUCACUGACAGAUAUGGUUGCAGAAGGCAACAACCCUUUAGUCCACUCACCACCGUUGCACUGCAACUCCCCCCAGAGCAUGGUCCAGUCCCCACACAGCUUACUCCAGUCCCCACACCCCAUGCUCCCCUCACCACACAGCAUGAUGCAAUCUCCCCAGAGCAUGAUGCAGUCACCACACAGCAUGAUGGACUCUCCUCACAGUAUGAUUCAGUCUUCGUCUCCAGGCAUGAUGCAGCCCUCCAACAUGAACCAAGGUGUUCCCACUAUGCUGGACAUUUCCCACAACCUGAGCCAAAGCCCAAAUGCUACUGUGUCUCAGAUCAUCAAGAGUUCAACCAAUCUACUUAAUAACUACCAGGAUAUGAAGCCUCCAGUGUCCUUCAUGAAUUCCCCACAGUCACUUGAGUUGUCCCAGAGUCCCAUUGAGCUGCCAAGUCCUUCGUCACACUCUAUGAAUCUGGCUCCUUCACCUGCUCCUUACAUCCCAAACCAAGAAAGCUACAUUGUUGAGCAUCACCCAACAGAGCCUUCAUACCCAGACCACUGCCAGUCUCCUAUUGGUGACCCGGGAUACCUCAACCCACCCUCAUAUACCCAGACGCCAUACAGCCCUGCUCCGCUCUCAGACCAGUACAGCAACACGUAUCAGCCCUUGUUCUCCCCCCUGCCAUACAAGGAUGAUGGCCAGAGUAUCAGCAGUGGCAGUACUGCCAGCAGUAGUGGGGUUGGACUGAGCCUCACCUCAAGUCUGACAUCGCCCAUCUCGUCCCUCCUGACAUCCCCGACCCCCUCCCAUUCCUCGCUCCAGGAGUCGGAUAAUAGCUUGUCAAACUACCAAGAGCCUGAACAUGGUAACUCUCUCGGAGCUGCUCCUUAACUCCAAGGUGUUUAGAAACUUCAUAUGUGACCAUCAUAUGUGUAUUCCAAGCGAGUUCCUGCUAUAGGUUCCGGCUGUAGAGAUCAUUACUAGAUAAUGUUAAUUGUUGUAGCUUAGAGCCAAUGUGACAUUUAUCAUAGAGUGACCUCAUCUCGCAUACUGCCCAAAUCCUCGCUCUAGAAGUUUCAUGUGCAAAAUUCUUAUUUUUGAUGUCAAAAGGCAAAAAGAAUAAACUGAUCAUAAUUGCUGUGAAACAAAGUAGGAAUUUGCAUAUAAUGUUUCUAAGUGACAAUGAUUUGUACAAUAACCUUCCAAGUCCGGCCAUAAACUCACAACUGAAGUAUAUUGCAAAGAACUUGCAAAUAUGUACAGGUUCUCAUGUCUCAAGACAUUUGAGUUGAUGCUCCCAACUACCUACUUGUCUUCUACCUCACUCAACAGGUUACAUGAUUACAGAAAGUGUUAAUAUUCCGAUGAUUUCCUUGUUAUCGGUGUAGCUGUUUCCAGUCAAUACAGUGAAUGUGCUGAGCUUACCACUGCUGGGAUAUUUAGAUUAGUUGAAGUUCUGCUCAGCUCUAUAUACUUGCUCUGAAGAGAAAUAUUGCUAGCCUGGACACACAUCCUUGUGAGAAGUUGAAGUUUUGGCCACAGUCAUGUUGGGGUUUGGGAUCCAUGAUUGUUUAUAGAGUUUGACUUUCCCUUUCAUGAACUCUGUGAGGAGUUGAAACCUCUGUACAGUAAAAAGUUGUGUAAUAUGGACCAAUGCCACUGCAACAAGUGGUCUUGGUAGUGGAAUAUAGCUGUUGCAGGAUUUCUUUUUUUUGUAAAUAGUAUAUGCAAAUUAGACUGCAACAUUUUCAUGUAUGGCUGGAUCAGCCAUAUAGCAGCUGAAAGUGCAAGUUAAAGUAAUGAAUUUCUUGUCAAUUUUGAAGCUGCUCUGUUACGUUUGAGCACUGUUGUAUAUUGUGCUGGCAGACAAUGGUUAGCUGGGGACAGCAUGUGGAUGGAAAAUGAGAGAUGGACCUUGCUAACAUUUUUUUAUCGAUUGGCAGAAAACUUAAACUGUGAUAUAACUAUAUAUAUAUAUAUAUUUACAUUAAAAACAUAACUAAAAAUAAAACAAAGUACAUCAAAUUAUGUGUAUCCCUGCUAUUGAUUUUUUGCCCAUGUCUAAAGGAAGACAGGACAGGUAAUCCGAUUUGCCUUGGAUGAUCCUUGUGACGUCAUAGGUGGUCAGUGACAUAAAAUAAGAGUUUAAGACCAAUCAUGACGUGAUAUGGAUAACCCUAAGAAAGAUAGAUGAUGUCCUCAUAAAACAGUAAUGACAAUUAUACUAAGGAAAUAAUCAUAGGAAAAAAAUGAUAUACUAUGAAUGAAGGAAUAGAUGUGGAGAAAUCAGAAAGGUAUCCAAACAUGGACAUUGACUUGUGAAAGGUUGUCAGCCAUACACCUACGUGCUGCCACACACAGAACAGCUUCUCAAGAUGGGAACGUCGUAGCCCCAUGUGGUCAGUACAGUUUUCUCGGGGAUUCAGGCACAAUUAUAAACUUUGUACUCGCUUCAUCACAUUUUUUGUGAUUAUGGGGCAUUUUGUAUGCAUUUUUAUCAUUUUUUAUAUGCUGUACAGUGUUUAUAAAUAUUAAUUGUGGCUAUCAUUGCUCAAGUUUUUACUGUAAUGGAGAGUACUCUAGCUUUAUAGACAAGAAGUAUUUAUGAGAUUUUUUUUUUUGCAUGGUUAGUUUAUCUUCGACCAAAAGAAGAGAAAACACCCAAGCGAGCCCCAAGUGGUAUAGAAAUGAGGUGAAAAAAGAUAUAUAACUUCUGAAAGGAGUUGCAGCAGGGUUUUUAUAAGGUAUUUAAUGAAAUCAGCAUUGGGGAGAGGUUUCUGUGGCUAAAAUUUCAGCUUGAGUUGUCCAACCACACUAGCAAAAAAAAAUACAUAAAUAAAACAAAAUAAAAAUAUAGAAAAACAUUUUUUACUCACUAGUUUUCUGUUCACAAGGACAAGGAUAAUGAGGGGGCAGCCAUUGAGAAGGCCAUUGGUCUAGACACGCGAAAAGAAAAGGAAAAAAGGCCGAGAGGGGAGAACAUGUUCCAACCCUUCUUCGUCCCAGCAAGACUUGCGAAGACAAAUGCAGGCCUUUGAAGAGCAUUGAAGCAGAUUUUAGCCCUGGAAAACAAAGAAAUAAACAAACCCAUUUAAGGAAAAGAAAAGAGUAGAAAAUCAAACUCUAAAAGAGAGAAAUAAAAGCUAAAAAUAAACAACAGCAACAUAAUUAGAAAUAGAUUGCUCAUCAGCACUACAUUCAAGGAAUGUGUGGAAUGGUAAAAUGACUUGUACUCUCUCUCUCUCUUUCUCUCGCCAGGUCACUGCAAGUAUUGUGAGAUUAGUAAUGAUACAAUAUCCCUUAGUGUAUUUGGGUCUGCUAUUUCGUUUAAAAAGGAAACAGACUUCAGAUAUGGUGCCAAGAGCCACUCUUUCACCGACACCCAGUCUCCAAGGCUUGUUGCUUGUCUCAGUGAGAUUAUCACCAAUUUUCUCCUUGUCCCUAUGUGAAGCAGCAGAUGCACUGUAACAGCAGCAGAAUUGCUCAUUUCACCAGCAAGAGCAAAUGAGCUUUGAGAAGGGAUGUGCAGUAGUCACCCCUCAGACACCGAAACUGAAUGGAAGGGAAGUGUCGUCUCUCUGGAGCUGAGUCAGCCAACUUGCCUGGGUUUUGGGCCGAGUCAGGAUUGUGUGCAUGCUGGCAAGGCCUUGGGCAGAUGCGAACAGUACCAUGUGACAGGCUUGUUGUUCGUGUACAGUGUCUUGUGUUGAAUGCAACAUACUGAAUAGAUAAACCCUGCAUGUGAAUGGUUAGGAACAGUAGUCCAUCAGUCAGAAAGUAUCUAAAAUAAACUAGAAUGGUUAAGAAAUCCAAUUGUCUGAUGUAAUGACAAAGGCACGAUAAUGUUUCCCAGUUAAACUAUGUGGAUCGCUUGCAAAGGCAAGAAUAAAGCAUAAUAAUGUGUAUUAUUAUUACAUCGGCAUGUAUUUUGUUGGACUACUAUAUAUAAAUAUAUAUACAUAUAUCUAUUUUUUGCUGCGUGCAUUUGUUGUAUGUACAUUAUGAGCCACAGUGAUAGGCUUCCAUGGCAUUUUGAAAGACAGACUUAAAAAACCUACUUGUAUGUAAAUAUCAUAUAUAUUAGAAUUACAGUUUUAAUUGUCCACCUGGCCUGAGUCGUAAAGUAAAAAAAAAAAAGAAAGGGCCAGUCUAAAAUCUCACAUGAAGUAAAACUGUUCUGGUCCAACAGUGGAGUUGGAAGAUAAACUUAGGUUUAAAAAAGUCAUGUGAUACUGUCAAAAUUCCAGUUUUUCCAGUGCCAAGGAAAUCUAGCAAUGUGUAUCCAAUCUUGUGAUUAGAGUAGUUCACCAAAUUUAAGGUUUUAAGUCCUGUGGCUCACAGCAUAUGUAUGCAGUGCUGUUGUGCAACUUGAGCUCCAUGGGAUACAGAAAAAAGAUGUAUAUGUUAUAUAUAUAUUUUCAAAAUUGGUGAAUUAACCUACAUCAUUGAGGUGUCUUGUUCCCUCCUUGUUAUUGAUCUACAGAAUGUGCUCAAUUAGGCUAACUGCUGUUGUCCUGCUGCCCUCAAGCACGCACAUCUUGGGACAUGUUUCCCCUGAUGUCACUGCCGGAGGGGAGACUAUGGUAACCCAAAUUCUUCAUAGGUCAAACUGGUCUCAUUACUAUAAUUAAUAUUAUUUUUCACGCAUGUCUUGCAACAUUUAAAAAAACAAAAAGCUACAACUUUCUGCAACAUAAAUCAUAUUCAGUGCUUUGAUAAAAGCUAAUAUUUUUUUGUCUUGUUAUAUAUAGGACAAUAAACUUUUUAAGUCGUGUCUGCAGCUUACGUGGCCUGAUCAUUUGCUGGUUGGAAAAGUGGAAUGCUAUACCAAAAGCGGUAACCUCUAUCACUUCCCGAAGCAGGCACUGAAGACAUACAUAGGAAAUGUGAUUGAUGCCCAUCUCUCCUGUGACAGGGACUCGUGAUGGAGACACACAAAAAAAUGUAUGAUCAGGGGAUGUAAGAAGCUGGUUAAGUGGUAGAACUCAAUUACAGAUUCAUAAGGAUCUAUUUUGAAAUUUUCUUUUUUUUAUUCAUUUGUAAUCAUGUUUAAUUUUUUGAUGGUUUCAUUUCUCAUGUAUAGCCAUGAUUAUAAGAUAAUGGCUCUAAAAAAAAAGAAUAAGAUUAGAUUUGUUUUUUGAUGUAAGGAUUGUCUUUAAAAAAGGAAUGCACACAGCCAUGGCUACGAAACAUCGAAUAAGAUUCUUAGUAGAAGUAGGAUGAAAACAUGAUACAUGUUUUCGUUGCCUGAGAUUGUAUGCAUUUGUGUGGUCUAUUUUUGGACCAACUAGGCAGUUUGAACAGGUACAGGGACUGUACAAGUUCAAAUAUUUACUGUGAUUGUUGGGUAAGUGUUUUACAAGGGUGUGUUGGAAUAAAACAAGGGAAGAAAAUAAGAGGAAAAAGGAAAUAAUAAUUUGAUAAAGGGAGCAACUUGACUCACACUAACUAGGUAGGCAUGUAGUUACUGCAAGUGCCUGGCUGGUUGGUAUGUGGAAGGAACUGCACAUUCAAAUAGUUCUCCAAUCACACCCUGAAAGUAUUGUUACUAGCUGAGUAAGUCUGAAUGAGCACUGUGAUUCACCAGGUGAAGGUCAUGCAAGCAGAGUGUUCCUGCUUGCACCAUGUAGCUAAAAGCAUGCCUAGUGAGCAGUCCACGAGAACAAGAGUAAGGAUUAUUGAGAUGCUGUUACCUUCCCCUCUCCCAAAGAUACAAUGAACCUUGUCCGAGGUUUUGAAAUGGCACUUGAAGGCUGGCAUGAAAGGUAUAUAUAUUAAACAAAAAAUACAAAAAAAAAAAAAAAAAAUAAAAA